AUGUCGAAAAUGGACAAACUUGCAAAGUUUGAGAAAUUUGACCUUUUUUUUGCGGCGAUAGCAUGCAUAUGCGGGAUCCUUAAAGUUAUGGAAAUGGGCAAGGAAGGUUAUCCUACAUUAGGAACUGUUUCUAAGAAUGGCAUGGCAGUACUUGCGGUUCUGGUGGCACUGGGUUUUCUUCUUAAAUACGCGGAUCAGAUGUGUAGAAGAAUCACAUCACACUCCUUCAGCGAAAAGGGCGGCUUUUUGAAUCCUUGCGUUAUACUAUCCGUUAUUGAGUUUUUUAUGAUGCUAAUAUGCAUAAAAGCAAUGCUCUUCUAUCCGGCUGAGAUACCCGGUGUGGAUGAUAGUAGUCAGAUGGAACCGCCUAUUUCAAGCAAGUUUGGACUCUUUGGAGCGAUUUUUAUGCCUUAUAUAUUUGCUGAGUGCAUACGGCUUCUGCUAGCCAACAAGAACUCAAGGCGAGACAGAGUAAUUCUAGGGAUCUUGGUGCUCGGAUGUUUAGCAAUGGCAGGACUGGCUUACCUUGAGUAUAAGGGCAAAGGGAAUUUCAUUUCAGCAGGGAUCCUUGGUGUUGGCCUAUCGAUGCUGCUCUCUCGACUUGCCCUGGUGGAUGAGGACGAAGAGGACACACUACUUGAUGAUUCUGCUGAAGGAGGUAAUGUCUGGAUGUAUCUCGCUAUGUUUGCUUCGUUUACAUUAGUACUAAUUUUAUUGGCUAGGUCGCACAGAAUACUAUUUGACAAUCUCAGUUUCCUUGAUUCCCUCAAGUCGUUUACCUUCCUUGGAAGGAAGGUCUCGCAAAUGGCAAGUGAAGAUCCCCCAAAAGAUCCCCUCCCCCGGCAAGAAGGAGGAGGUGGUGACACAAUAGCAUAA
This is a messenger RNA of Encephalitozoon cuniculi GB-M1, 876 nucleotides long. RefSeq lists its product as uncharacterized. The transcript has a single exon. The record is from RefSeq and is marked provisional. NCBI's taxonomy places the organism in Eukaryota, Fungi, Microsporidia, Unikaryonidae. Bases 1 to 876 code for a protein of 291 amino acids.